Messenger RNA from Adineta ricciae, 258 nucleotides. The record is from the annotation of a GenBank genome assembly. Lineage: Eukaryota; Metazoa; Rotifera; Eurotatoria; Adinetida; Adinetidae.
AUGUCUUUAACAUCCUCAUCCAUUCGAUUUAUUGUUCAAUUCUUCAUUCUCAUUCUUCUUUUGAAUGUUAUUGUGGCUGAAUACGAACGUCCACGUAUGAUCCAACGACCACAUCAACGCUCGACAGGAAGUAACUAUGCGUACGCUUGGUUUACUCGAGACAUUCACGACGAUGACUCCAACAGUGAUGAAGUUAACAGUCAAGACGCUGCUCGUAUAAGAUUUUUCAAAAAAUUAUUCGACAACGACAAAGAUUAA